AGAUUCCCAGCUGUCCAGGCCAGGACACCCAUUCAGUUGCACUUGCUCUUUUUGUCUUCUUCAGACUACGACAUGGGACUCAGCGACGGGGAAUGGGAGUUGGUGUUGAAAACCUGGGGGAAAGUGGAGGCUGACAUCCCGGGCCAUGGGCUGGAAGUCUUCGUCAGGCUCUUCACAGGUCAUCCUGAGACCCUGGAGAAGUUCGACAAGUUUAAGCACCUGAAGACAGAGGGCGAGAUGAAGGCCUCCGAGGACCUGAAGAAGCAAGGUGUUACUGUGCUCACUGCCCUGGGGGGCAUCCUCAAGAAGAAAGGGCAUCACCAGGCGGAGAUUCAGCCCCUGGCCCAGUCUCAUGCCACCAAGCACAAGAUCCCCAUCAAGUAUCUGGAGUUCAUCUCGGACGCCAUCAUCCACGUUCUGCAAAGCAAGCAUCCCGCGGAAUUUGGCGCUGAUGCCCAGGCAGCCAUGAAAAAGGCCUUGGAGCUGUUCCGGAAUGACAUUGCGGCCAAGUACAAGGAGCUGGGGUUCCAGGGCUAGGCCCCGUCCCCCACCCCAACCCCCUGGGACAAGACCCAGGGGAGGUGGGGCUGAGCCUCAAGUAGCAAUGUAGGAUUU
Molecule: messenger RNA, 615 nt
Organism: Loxodonta africana (African savanna elephant)
Lineage: Eukaryota; Metazoa; Chordata; Mammalia; Proboscidea; Elephantidae
Gene: MB
Product: myoglobin
Exons: 3
Coding region: 73-537 (154 amino acids)
Biological process (GO): oxygen transport
Cellular component (GO): extracellular exosome
Molecular function (GO): heme binding; oxygen binding
Source: RefSeq, a predicted model, not a curated record